This is a messenger RNA of Ipomoea nil (Japanese morning glory), 651 nucleotides long. RefSeq names its product nacrein-like protein F. Bases 1 to 651 code for a protein of 216 amino acids. The transcript has a single exon. The record is from RefSeq and is a predicted model, not a curated record. Lineage: Eukaryota; Viridiplantae; Streptophyta; Magnoliopsida; Solanales; Convolvulaceae.
AUGGAGGGAAAGAAGUACGUGUUGAAAACGGGAUUCCUGAUAGUAUUGUUGGUAGUGUGUCACGUGGCGGAGAGCAAGUGGGUGCCGGUGCCGGUGCCGGUGAUAUCCGGCCCGCUCUGCACGUCGCAGUUCACGCUGGUGAACCACGCCUGCGCGUUCCUGCCGUUCGCGCCGACGCCGCACCACCGUUCCCGGCCGGCGCAGCCGCAGGCUUCAGGCGGCAACGACCACCACCGCCGCCAUCACAACCAGCAGGAGGGCGGUCAUGGGGGCCACGGCCACGGCGUCCACGGGGGCCACGGCGGUCACGGGGGCCACGGGGGCCACGGCGACCACGGGGACCAUGGGGGCCACGGCGGCAACGGGGGCCACGGCCACGGUGACCACGGGGGCCACGGCCACGGCAACCAAGGCGGGCGCGGACGCAGGAGCCGGGAGGGGCGGAACAGGAGGCAGCGCCGCCGCCGCCACCACGAUUCGGCGGUGCAGGAGGACUGCUGCCGGUGGCUCAAGGAAGUCGACGACGAGUGCGUCUGCGAUUUGCUGGUUCACCUGCCGCCGUUCCUGUCCCGCCCGCUCCACAAGUACACCGUCAGGGUCGACGGCACCUGCAGCGUCACGUUCCAGUGCGGUUCCAGAAUCAAAAUAUGA